GCGCCCAGGAAGUGGAUCGGCCAGGCCUCGGGGUGCGGCUCCGCCCCCACUUCCUCCGGCGGCUCCACCCCCGGCACAGGCGGCACAGAGUCCCCGUCCCGCCGAGGAGGAGAGGCCGCGCCCCGCGCCCCGCGCCGGAGUCCCCGCCGCCCGGCCCUGCGCCCGCGGGGAGGCCGUGCCCUGCGCUCCGCGAUGGCCUCGGCGCCGGGGCCCUGCCCGCCGCCCCCGGGGCUCCUCCGGGUCCUCCUCCCGCUCCUCCUCCCGCUCCUCCUGCCGCCGCUGCUGCCGCUCGGCGCCGCCUUCAACCUGGACGCCGAGCGCCCCGCCGAGUACGCGGGCCCCGCGGGCAGCUACUUCGGCUUCGCCGUGGACUUCUUCGCGCCGCGCGCGUCCCCCGUCUUCCUCCUGGUGGGCGCGCCCAAGGCCAACACCACGCAGCCGGGCAUCGUGGAGGGCGGCCAGGUCCUCAAGUGCGACUGGUCGUCCCAGCGCAGGUGCCAGCCCAUCGAGUUCGACGCCACAGGCAACAGAGACUUCGCCCGGGACGACCCGCUGGAGUUCAAGUCCCAUCAGUGGUUCGGCGCGUCGGUGAGGUCCAAGCAGGACAAGAUUUUGGCCUGCGCCCCGCUGUACCACUGGAGGACGGAGACCAAGCAGGAGCGCGAGCCUGUGGGCACCUGCUUCCUGCAGGACGGGGCGCGCACCGUGGAGUACGCCCCCUGCCGCUCAAAAAAUAUUGACGCUGACGGACAGGGCUUCUGUCAAGGAGGGUUCAGCAUCGACUUCACGAAAGCCGACAGAGUGCUCCUGGGCGGCCCUGGCAGCUUCUACUGGCAAGGCCAGCUCAUCUCGGACCAAGUGGCAGAAAUUGUCUCUAAAUACGACCCCAAGGUAUACAGUGUCAAGUACAGCAACCAGCUGGCGACGCGGACCGCGCAGGCCGUCUUCGACGACAGCUACCUGGGCUACUCCGUGGCGGUCGGCGACUUCAACGGCGAUGGCGUGGACGACUUUGUUUCCGGAGUUCCGAGAGCAGCGAGGACUUUGGGAAUGGUGUAUAUCUACGACGGGAAGAACAUGUCCUCCCUGUACAACUUCACCGGUGAGCAGGUACGCCGUUACACGUGUUUUCCAUUAACAUCUUACUGUCGGCGUCUCCGAAGGUCUCACAGCUCUUCUGGGCAAAUCCUAAUGGUGUGAUAUUCAAUAUGUAAUAAGUACUGGUCAGUAGUCAACACUACAGAUG
Molecule: messenger RNA, 1246 nt
Organism: Pipistrellus kuhlii (Kuhl's pipistrelle)
Lineage: Eukaryota; Metazoa; Chordata; Mammalia; Chiroptera; Vespertilionidae
Product: integrin alpha-V-like
Exons: 10
Coding region: 193-1200 (335 amino acids)
Biological process (GO): integrin-mediated signaling pathway; cell adhesion mediated by integrin; cell-matrix adhesion
Cellular component (GO): external side of plasma membrane; integrin complex
Molecular function (GO): integrin binding
Source: RefSeq, a predicted model, not a curated record